Messenger RNA from Penicillium salamii, 1302 nucleotides. NCBI's taxonomy places the organism in Eukaryota, Fungi, Ascomycota, Eurotiomycetes, Eurotiales, Aspergillaceae. The record is from the annotation of a GenBank genome assembly.
AUGUAUACGACAAUAUACACAUCCGCCGUUGAUGGGAUGCAAAAGGAAUUCGAAGUACCCCCAACUAUCAUAGUUUUAGGGUUGACAACCAAUUUGUUCGGCAUUGCCUUUGGGUCAGUACUUCUAUCCUCCGUUUCGGAAAUCUACGGCCGUCGUCCCCUGUAUCUCAUCUCAGUUUUCUUAUUUGGUGUCUUUAUUCUACUCGUGGCUCUCGCCCAAAACGUUGAAACCAUACUUAUUAGUAGGUUUUUCGCGGGCGUUUUCGCGGGCAGUAUAAUGUCCAACUCCCCGGGAAGCGUUACUGACGUGACGGAUGAUCGAUAUCGCGCUUUAGCGAUAAGUUGCUGGAGCCUUGGGGCAAUGAACGGCUCAGUCCUGGGGGCUAUUAUCGGUGGUUUUGUUUACCAGUAUCUUGGUUGGCGCUGGAUAAACUGGCUUGUCCUAAUCUUUUCUGGUGUCAACUUUCUUUUGAUCGCUUUGGUCAAGGAGACCUAUACACCAAGCAUUCUUCGGAAGCGAACCAAGAAGAUACAAGAGGAGACAGGUGAUCAAAGAUGGUGGUGCCAUUAUGAUCAUAAAGAGGUAGUGAACGGAUCUCAGAUUAUCAAGGCAAACUUAGGCCGACCGAUUCGCAUGAUGUUCUUCGAGCCAAUAUGCGUGUUCUGGAACCUCUACCUCGGCGUGGUGUAUGCUGUUCUCUUCCUAUGUUUUGUGGCCUAUCCGAUAGUAUUCAAGGAGCUUCGUGGCUGGGCUCCAGGUCUUGCCGGACUCGGCUACUGUGGUAUUGGAACGGGAUCUGUGAUUGCUGUGAUAUUAGAGCCACUCAUUCGGCGAGUUAUCGCUAUGCAUUCUCCAGAUCCAGGAACAGGACAGCCCGCACCCGAAGCAGCCGUCUUUGCCGUGGGGAUAGGAAGCGUUCUUAUUCCGCUGGGUGAGUUUGCGUUCGCCUGGACCGCACAACCCUCGACAAUCCACUGGAUAUUCCCAAUUCUUGCUGGCAUUCCAUUUGGGCUUGGCAAUUGCCUGGUCUUUAUCUACGCUACCAACUACAUUGCCGGAAGCUAUAGAGAAUAUGCAACAUCUGCACUGGCCGGUAAUACGAUUGUGAGGUUCGGUCUUGCUGGGCUUCUGCCGCUUGCUGGAUCCAAGAUGUACAGCACUUUAGGUGCUAACUGGGCGGGGACGACACUGGCUCUGAUUGAAGUCAUGCUAAUUCCGAUCCCCUUCGUCUUCUACAAAUACGGCCAUAAGAUUAGGAAGCGAAGCCGCCUCAUUGAGAAGAGAUCAGAAGGGCCCGGAUAG